Umbelopsis ramanniana AG is the source of this 1249-nucleotide messenger RNA. RefSeq lists its product as uncharacterized. The transcript has 5 exons. The coding region runs from base 86 to 1081 and encodes 331 amino acids. The record is from RefSeq and is a predicted model, not a curated record. Gene Ontology annotation, molecular function: hydrolase activity, acting on ester bonds. Lineage: Eukaryota; Fungi; Mucoromycota; Umbelopsidomycetes; Umbelopsidales; Umbelopsidaceae.
GCCGAAAUCAGAUGUCUUACAUUGAUUUCCUUUAAAUGUUACGUGAUUUCACUCUUCGAAAUUCUGUUCGUCAUCAUCUUUUUCAAUGAUAUCUUUAUUGGCUACUUUUGCUCUACUCAGUUUAUUGGUCAUGGUUGGCCAGGCAAGGGUUGUGAUGUGUCCAGAAGACACACAGAUUUACCCUUCUGGAUUUUCAAAAGGUCCUUGCUACCAGUCGUAUUACAAGGCAAUGGUAAUCUUUGGUGAUUCAUGGACAGAAAAUGGGGACGCUCCCCUUGAUGCGAGUUCAUAUGCCGAAAACAAUUUUGAUCAACGAGCAGUCAACGGGCCAACAUGGGCUGAGUAUCUUACUGCGUCCAGUGGAAUAGACCUCUACGACUUUGCAGCCUCUGGUGCCACUGCUAAUAACUCCAAUUUGCCACGGCUUGUUCCAGAUGCCGCUCAACAAAUCGAGUCAUAUACCAACUCGCUGACGGGUGGCAAAUCACUUCCGUUUGUCAGUACGUUGUAUGCACUAUGGUUUGGAGUAAACGAUGUGCACGAUACAUACACGAAUGUGCAGCCAGAUGAGAGGGAUGAAAAACUGGUUGUCGCGGCAGACUCAAUUCUGAAUGCGAUUUCUACUUUAUAUCAAGGCCAAGGUGCUAGACGGUUUCUUGUAGCGCUCACUCCACCCAUAGGUUACCUCCCAACUCUCACAAAUGGUUCCACGUCAGUCGAUCAUGAUGUGGCUGAUGGUUUGGCACAGAACUUUAAUCAGUACAUUGUGGACAGGCUCCAAGCUUUCUAUUCGGCCUAUCCCGAUACUGAAAUUAUCACGUUCAACUCGUAUGCCUUGAUUAUGGACAUGAUUCAAAACCCAAAUGUCUACAGUAUCAGUAACAGCAUAGAGGCUUGCGUCAAUUCAGACGGUUCCCAUUGCAGCGAACCAGAUCAAUAUUUAUGGUGGGACGGGUGGCAUCCAACAACCAAGACUGAAUCACACUUUUCAUCUGUGUUGGAAGAUUUCUUAUUCAAGGGACGUAACAAACGGAUUUCGAAGCACUAUGUAAAGUCGUCUAUCAAAUUCCGAGCUACGUGAUAACUGGAUUAUUGCGUUGGUGAAAGCACCGACGGUUGUACUCGAUAGAAAUCUGUAAAUGCUAGUUAAAUGCUAGUUACUCUAUAUUUUUUUGCGAAACACUCAGUAGCUGAGUGUUGCGGAUUAAAGACUAAUAAAAUUAAUCAAGUCUGAUGAUAGCAGAACAUA